This is a messenger RNA of Moneuplotes crassus, 924 nucleotides long. Lineage: Eukaryota; Ciliophora; Spirotrichea; Euplotida; Euplotidae. The record is from the annotation of a GenBank genome assembly.
UUGAUUAAUAUUUUUGAGAAAUAAUACUUUUCUACAAUAGUUAAAAUAUGUCAGAAGGUUCAAGUGUUCAUAAUCAAAGUGAUCCUAAUCAAGAUGGUGGCUCUUCAAAAAGAAUAGCUAGAGUACGAUACGACUCGUUUAAGAAUAUUACAAUUGAUGAGACUGAAAUGAAGAAAAAUCAAAAGAAACCUGGAAAGAUUGCAUCUGUGCUUCUAUCUAUAUUUACCUGUAACAGAUGAUGAAAAGGUGUCAAUAACAAUCAAAUAAAGCCUCAAAAGAAGGUUAGGACAAGCUUAAAUAACUCUGAAAUCAAUAGCUUUAUUCAAAGCAGAGAUAAUGCUCGUCAAAGCAACCCCAAUAUUGGAAUUUUGAGUAUCAAUACUCAACAACAAACCCCCAACAUGGAAAAAUAGAGAACUAGAACGGCAAGGGUCAGUGAGUAGUGAAGAGGAAAAGAAAACAAACAAUGCUCCUCUUGAUCCAUUAAUCCAGGGAGAGUUUAAAAAAACUAAAAUGACUUUGAAGGAAAAAUAGACAAAAGAAAAUAGAAAAUAAUGAGAUUGACGAAGAAGAUGAGACUAAAGUAGAAAAUUCUUCAAAUAUUUGCCAAAACAAAGACUCUGAUAAAACAACUAAAGAUAAUAAAGGAAUAAAGCCUUCAAAGCUAGAGAGUAUGAACAGUGAUAAAUAAAGCUCCUAAUGAUACCCCUUUUCUAACUAAAAGACCUCAAGGAAAAUUAAAAACUAUUGAGGAGAGCAUGAAAAAUAUUCUCCAAAACAAUGAAAACGUAGAUGAAAGUGGGUCUAACAAUCACUCGUUUGGUAAAAUAAAGUUUCAGUCAGAAGGCAGAGAUUCUUUAUUAAAACUACAAGCUGCAGGACUGGGCGACCAUAUAGCACCAAGUCAUAAAUUCUAAUACUUAA